Molecule: messenger RNA, 873 nt
Organism: Stegodyphus dumicola
Lineage: Eukaryota; Metazoa; Arthropoda; Arachnida; Araneae; Eresidae
Product: calcium load-activated calcium channel
Biological process (GO): endoplasmic reticulum calcium ion homeostasis
Cellular component (GO): cytoplasm; endoplasmic reticulum membrane; endoplasmic reticulum
Molecular function (GO): calcium channel activity
Source: RefSeq, a predicted model, not a curated record
CUUUCGUAAUUUACAAAAUAUCUCUUUCUUAAUUUGACUGCAUUAAAUUUUUAAUUUUUGCCCUAAUUUAUUUUAGGAUUGACAUGGCUCAUGGUUUAUCGAACAGAAAAGUACCAAAAGUUAAAAGCUGAAGUUGAGAGACAGAGUAAACGAUUGGAAAAGAAAAAGGAAGUUCAUGGUGAUACUGUUGACCGACAACAAAAGAAAAAAAUUGAAAGAGAAGAGGAAAAAUUGAAAAAUAACAACAGAGAUUUAUCAUUGGUAAAAAUGAAGUCAAUGUUUGCCAUAGGUUUUGCAUUCACAGCUUUACUUAGUAUGUUUAAUUCCAUUUUUGAUGGCCGUGUUGUUGCAAAACUCCCUUUUAUACCCAUUGGAUGGAUUCAAGGAUUAUCUCAUAGAAACCUCAUAGGCGAUGAUUAUAGUGAUUGUUCCUUUAUUUUUCUAUACAUAUUAUGUACCAUGUCUAUUAGGCAAAAUAUCCAAAAAUUACUAGGAUUUGCACCAUCAAGAACUGCUAACAAACAGAGUGGGAAUAUUUUUACCCCAGCUGCACAGCCAAUUAAAUAACAUUUUUUAUAAAUAAAGAAAUUAGAUUUUAAUAGUGUAAUCUUUUUUUGGUAAAUAGAAAUUCAUUCAUACAAAAAUCUUUUUUACCUGUAUUUAUUCAUUUUACUCUAAAUAUAGAUAUGUGGUAAACAAUAAAAAAUAUUUCUUUUUAUUACUUUUAAUAUGUUCAUAUUAAAACAACAAAAGCACUAUCUGUAGAAUUUAAUAAAAAUGCCAUUGUUUUGCUAAACUUUUGUAUGUUUUGAAUGAAUAGUAUUUCUAACAAAGUCAUUAUCAUAUUUAAAUAAAAUCUUAUUUAUCAUUUGA